Messenger RNA from Penicillium samsonianum, 360 nucleotides. RefSeq lists its product as uncharacterized. Bases 1 to 360 code for a protein of 119 amino acids. The transcript is spliced from 2 exons. NCBI's taxonomy places the organism in Eukaryota, Fungi, Ascomycota, Eurotiomycetes, Eurotiales, Aspergillaceae. The record is from RefSeq and is a predicted model, not a curated record.
AUGCGCUACACUCUCGUCGCUCCAGUCCUGUUGGCGGUCACGGCACUCGCUGUCCCCGUCCCCAACCAGAACGGUGUGGCCAGCGAUGCUGGCGUUGCCGUUAACGUCGGCGGUGACAAGACCACUGGUGUUGCCAAGCGUGAUUCCGAGGAUGUUAUCGGCGAUCUUGGUGUCGCUGCUAACGUCGGCGGUGCAGAGACUAUUGGAGUCGGCAAGCGUGGUGGUGGUGGCGGUGGUCACGACGGCGGCAAUGAUGAUGAGACUACCGGAGUUGCUAAGCGCUCCGAGGGGGAUGUUAUUGACGAGCUCGGCAUUGCUGCUAACGUCGGUGGUGACAAGACCACUGGUGUUGCAAAGUGA